CUCUAGAUGGCGACAGGGCGCAAAGUUGCACUUAAACUGCGAGUAGCAGCAAGUGUCGAUAAAGGCUAACGACUGGAGCUAACCUGUGUCUCUAUCCACCCCAGUUCUGGGGGGAUUUGUUGGAUAUUAGUUUACUGGCUUGUUUUGAGUCGGUUUUAUUUGCCAAAAAAUGCAGAAAUAUGAAAAGCUUGAGAAAAUAGGAGAGGGUACUUAUGGGACUGUUUUCAAAGCUAAAAACAGAGAAACCCACGAAAUUGUGGCUUUAAAAAGAGUCAGACUAGACGACGACGAUGAGGGGGUACCGAGUUCUGCUUUGAGGGAAAUCUGUCUUUUGAAGGAACUAAAGCAUAAAAACAUUGUCAGAUUACACGAUGUGUUGCACAGUGACAAAAAGCUAACCCUGGUCUUUGAGUAUUGUGAUCAGGAUUUGAAGAAAUAUUUUGACAGCUGCAAUGGGGAUCUAGAUCCUGAAACUGUGAAGUCAUUCAUGUACCAGCUGUUAAAAGGUCUAGCUUUCUGUCACAGCCGAAAUGUCCUUCAUAGAGACCUGAAGCCUCAGAAUCUCCUCAUCAACAGAAACGGAGAAUUGAAGCUUGCUGACUUUGGGCUGGCCCGAGCUUUUGGUAUUCCAGUGAGGUGUUACUCUGCUGAGGUGGUGACAUUGUGGUACCGACCUCCAGAUGUGCUGUUUGGUGCUAAACUUUAUUCUACCUCCAUUGACAUGUGGUCGGCUGGAUGCAUAUUUGCAGAACUGGCGAACGCCGGACGCCCUUUAUUUCCAGGCAAUGAUGUCGACGACCAAUUAAAAAGGAUCUUCAGAUUGUUGGGUACACCAACCGAGGAACAGUGGCAAUCAAUGACAAAACUUCCAGAUUACAAGCCAUAUCCUAUGUAUCCAGCAACCACCUCACUGGUUAAUGUGGUUCCAAAGCUAAGUAACACAGGACGGGAUUUACUACAGAACCUGUUGAAGUGUAAUCCCGUCCAGAGGAUCUCUGCUGAAGAAGCCUUGCAGCACCCUUACUUUGCUGAUUUCUGCCCCCCCUAAAUGCUGCGCUGCAAGAAUAAAACCAUAAUCCUUCCACCCGUCUGGUAGUUAAGAUUCAAAUAAGGCAAACACCGACUCUUCGCCGCAGUUCUUCAUCUUUUGCCUCUGUGUGAAGCAAAGCCUUAGUGGUACUUUUGUGCUUUUAAGUUGAGACGUCCUAAUUCAUAGAAGCUGAUGUGGGCAGGGGUUACUUUAUUCAAAUUCCUUUAUUUAUUUCAUAAAAUCAGUUUAAGAACAUAAAAUAAAGAGCUGCAGUGUUUCCAGUUCACUGCACACUAUAGUAGCAGUUAUCAGCUAAAUUACUUAAAAAUGUGGAGAAUUACGUAAUUUUACGUUCUCGAAAGCAAAACGAAUUGCAGUAUUUUUUAAAAGUUGUACUUAAAAUAAAAACAGCAGCAGGCUUUGCAAACAAAUUAGGAUUAUUGAACAUUUCCUGUCCGGCAUUUACUAAGGCAGCUACUUUUAGUAGUUGUAGUUCACAGCGUGACACUAACUGGAAGUUAUUUUCUGAAAAUGCUUCAACCUUUUUUUUUUUUACAGGUUUUCCUGUAAUUUGAGUUCAUCAAAUCAAAAAAACAUCAAAGAAAAUGUUUUGUUUCUGAUAAUUGGCAAAUAACAGAACCUGCUACCAAAUAUUAGACCUCUAUAAAAUUUAUAAACCAUAUGACGCUAUUAUCUUUUUCUCACCCCCAUUUGAAGAUGUAGAACUAUUUUUUAAUUUUCAGUUUUGUAUGUUUUUGUGCACUUUGUCACUAUAGACCUGCUAAACACUGGCAGUCAAGAUUACAGCUAAUCAUCGGCUUUUAUAUAUAUUUAAAUGACCAAUAGUGACACAUUGCUUCUUUUUUUUAUCACGGUUAUAUUUUUCUGGAAUGCUUUUAUAAUUACAAAUGGCAACAAAUAAAUAGUUUUUAUUUUGUCAAAGUAACAUGCUUAACUUGCUGCAUUUUUUAUUUCAAAUUAAAUUGCUUUUUUUUCUUUUAAAGGUGAAAAACUGAGUGCAAUCUUAAGCAGCUCUCUUUUAGAAGUUAUUUUAUUUCCCUUUCGCUGAUGUAAGAAAAACUAGUUGCAUGUAUUUAUUAAGGAUGUUUUAAGUACUUUUAUUUUGGUAGUAAAGCUCAUUUAUGUAGAUAAUAAAAAAACAAUCUUAAAUUCCACUUUUUUUCAGUAUUUAAAAUAAAAGUUUGAAUGCACAUAGAUUAAGUUAAAUGGAGAGUUUGCUCUUUGUACAUUUUUUACAGCUUUUUGCACUUUGCCUUUUUGUUUUUUUGGCUUCUGCUGGUUGAAUUUGUGACAUAUCGUUUAACUGUGAGUUUAAACCAGUAAGUAUUUCAUCACAUCGGCAUAAAUACAAACUUGCUUUUCUUUCAAAGUAAGUAGCAGCUUGUUUAUUCUGUCCUUUCAAGUGUUGUAGAUUCAUGAACUGCAUGUUAAAAGAAAGAAAAAGAUCUGGGUAAAGAAACAAAGGUGUGCAAUUCCAAUACAAAUUGUAGCAGAAUGUAAAAUACAUUCACUGCAUCGCUUAACAGAUUUAGAUACAACUGCAAUAAAUCAGCUUUUAUCUGCUUUCCUUGA
Oryzias melastigma (Indian medaka) is the source of this 2623-nucleotide messenger RNA. It is a transcript of the gene cdk5, whose product is annotated as cyclin-dependent kinase 5. Gene Ontology annotation, molecular function: ATP binding; cyclin-dependent protein serine/threonine kinase activity. Gene Ontology annotation, biological process: synaptic vesicle transport; neuron apoptotic process; protein phosphorylation. The transcript has 12 exons. NCBI's taxonomy places the organism in Eukaryota, Metazoa, Chordata, Actinopteri, Beloniformes, Adrianichthyidae. The record is from RefSeq and is a predicted model, not a curated record. Gene Ontology annotation, cellular component: cytoplasm; nucleus. Bases 170 to 1048 code for a protein of 292 amino acids.